Messenger RNA from Anopheles bellator, 2713 nucleotides. Its product is annotated as ABC transporter G family member 20. The coding region runs from base 1 to 2160 and encodes 719 amino acids. The transcript is spliced from 10 exons. The record is from RefSeq and is a predicted model, not a curated record. Gene Ontology annotation, cellular component: membrane. Lineage: Eukaryota; Metazoa; Arthropoda; Insecta; Diptera; Culicidae. Gene Ontology annotation, molecular function: ATP binding; ATP hydrolysis activity; ABC-type transporter activity.
AUGACGGCGGUGGAAGUGAUAUCCGGCUACAAAUACUACGGCAAGGCGAACGAUCCCAACAAGAAGAUCGUGCUGAAUCACCUGAACAUGAGCGUCACCCGUGGAUCGAUCUAUGGCCUCCUGGGAGCAUCCGGUUGCGGCAAAACGACACUACUCUCCUGUAUAGUGGGCAGGAAGUUCCUGAACGAUGGUGAAAUCAAUGUGCUCGGCGGAACACCCGGCACGGCAGGCUCGGGAGUGCCGGGGCCCCGCAUUGGCUACAUGCCCCAGGACAUUGCCCUCGUGGAGGAGUUCACCAUCAAGGAAACGAUCUACUACUUCGGCCGGAUAUACGGCAUGUCGAAGGAGAAAAUCCGCGAACGGUACAAACUACUGAAGCACCUCCUAGAGCUGCCAGGAGACGAUCGAUAUGUUGGCAACUGCAGUGGUGGCCAGCAGCGGAGGGUGUCCUUCGCGGCCGCCAUGGUCCACGAACCGGAGCUACUGAUCCUGGACGAACCGACCGUUGGGCUGGACCCGCUGCUGCGGGAGAAGAUCUGGCAGUAUCUAGUGGAAGCGACGAGUACAAACAAAAUGGCUGUGAUUAUUACGACCCACUACAUCGAAGAGGCUAAGCAAGCCGGUUGCAUUGGACUGAUGCGAAACGGCAUUCUACUGGCCGAAGACAAGCCGCUCAACAUUCUGGAACGGUUCUCCUGCAGCACGCUCGAGGAGGCUUUUCUGAACCUCUGCCAAAAGCACGGCCCCUCGGAGGAGGCCGACCGGACGGCACACCAGACGCAGACGCUGCGGGCCGUCGGUGACGCUCGGGACAUCAAGAACACGAUACCAGCGCUGACGACGGCCAACGAGAAGAAGCCAGCGGAGCGAGGCAUGUUCGACGAGAAGCGGCAACCGCUGACCACGAGGCUCAAGGAGCUGGUCAGCUUCACGACCAAGCGGCGCAUGAAUGCGCUGCUGUCGAAGAACUUCCUCCAGAUGAUCCGACAACCGGCUGGGAUGGUUUUCCUGUUUCUGUACCCGAUAUUUCAACUGGUAAGUUUCUACGUGGCGGUCGGUGGCAACCCGAAGGACCUGCGGCUCGGCAUCGUGAACGACGAGCUGGCCAACAUCCGGCAGUGCUUUAACGAAUCGCUCAUCAACACCUACUACCACGACGACUACGACUGUGAUCUGUACAAAGUGUCGUGUAGGUUUCUGGAGAAGCUCAACCGAAGCGUGGCGAUACAGGAGUACUACGAAACGUACGACGACGCGUAUCGGGAUGCCCGGAAGGGGAAGAUCCUAGGUUUCAUCCACUUUUCGGAGAACUUCACCGAAUCGCUGCAGGACGUACGGGACAAUGUGCGGGACGCGGACGGUGGGUCGUUCCACACGUCCGAGAUCAAGGUGUACCUGGACAAAUCGGACCAGCAGAUCACGUUCUUCAUCGAGAAGAAGCUGCUGCAGACGUACCGCGAGUUUGCCGAGAGCCUUAUGGACGAUUGCCGGCUGCCCCGGCAGCUCGCGAGCAUUCCCAUCUCCUUCGAGACACCCGUCUACGGCACGUUCGACGAAGAGUUCACCGCCUUCAUGGCGCCCGGUGUGGUGAUGACAAUGAUCUUUUUCCUGGCCACGCUAAUUACGGCCACCAUUUUCAUUACCGAUCGGUUGGAGGGGGUGUGGGAUCGUACGAUCGUGGCAGGUAUCACUGCGCUCGAACUGCUACUGGCGCACAUCAUUACACAAACGUCCAUUAUGUUGCUGCAGUGUCUGGAAAUUAUCCUGCUCGCCACCUUUCUGUUUGAUGCGCAAAAUCAGGGCAACAAUAUCACCGUCGUCGGAUUGCUGAUGCUGCUCGGCUUUGCGGGCAUGCUAUACGGUCUUCUGAUAUCAAUAUUCUGUGACGCCCAUUCGACGGCCAACUUUAUGGCGACCGGUAGCUUCUAUCCGAUGAUCAUCUUGUGCGGAAUUCUGUGGCCGCUAGAGGGUAUGCCACAGUAUCUGCAGUACGUAGCGUACUGCUUUCCCUUCACCAUACCCUCGAUCGCGGUGCGUAACGUCCUUUCCAAGGGCUGGAGCAUAACCAAUUCCCAAGUGUACAUGGGCUACGGGGCCGUCGGCGUGUGGAUCGUCAGCUUACUGCUGCUGUGCUUAGUCGGGCUAAAGAUUAAGAAGUAACACCGUCCCGAAAGGAUGCGCCCUUUCACCCAACAGAAUGUUUGAGUAACGAUCAGGCGCUCACGUACGUUUGGAGGACCGGAACGCAUACCUUUUUGGGCACCCCUUACGCUUGUCCCCAGUGGUCCCGCUCGAUUCGAUUUCCUAAACCAACAAUAACGGUAGUGGUUAAGGUUCCAAACACGGGUUUUUGGUAUAUUUGUGCCCCCAUUCCCUCUCCGCUGCAUUCCACACGCUCCUUGGCUCCCGGAACUCGCGGGCUACGGAGAGAAGAUCAGCGGAUAAAAGCUAGCUCACUAUGAAAUCUGUUGUAAAUAAAAAAUAAUCAUCAGCGCUAUAUAUUAUAUUGCCCACACCGAGCGGUUUAACAGUAUUUGAUCGGUUCACAAACAGCGGUUAGAGAAUAUGUGCGUAAAGUUGCUACAUCAGUGGGCCACCCUCUUUGAGGCGCCGUUUAUGGUUCGCCCAAAAAAAAUAUAGAACAAGCACUGGAUGGAAAGACCGCCACCGGCCAAGUACAUGAAUAGCAAGCCUAGUGAAGUAAGUACCCGUG